Molecule: messenger RNA, 1639 nt
Organism: Suillus bovinus
Lineage: Eukaryota; Fungi; Basidiomycota; Agaricomycetes; Boletales; Suillaceae
Exons: 4
Coding region: 144-1460 (438 amino acids)
Biological process (GO): exocytosis
Cellular component (GO): Golgi to plasma membrane transport vesicle; cell tip
Molecular function (GO): guanyl-nucleotide exchange factor activity
Source: RefSeq, a predicted model, not a curated record
UAAAUUGCCACUGGUCCCAGUCUUGACCCAGCUUACCUAAUUAAAUAAGAACGGUGCAGUCCACUGAACCAAGCCUCAAGUUGUCUUUGUGUUGUCUGAACUUCAAUUGUAAUAAUUUCGAGUCACCAUCGCUGUUCUCCUUCAUGUUAUCAAAUAUGACAUUUGGAUCGUCAAGCAUUCAAUCGCGUCAUUCAUCAGUCCAAGAGCCUCAUCCCUCGCCCACAUCUGCUAUAUUUGCAGGCAUAGACGAUGAGCUCCGUGAUGCCUGGCGUGUUCACUCCCAUGGCCAGGAAGAAGAUCUCAGAUAUGCCCUUGAUCGUGUAAUCAAGAGAGUGGAAGAGCUAUCGUCAUUGCUCAAAAUCGCGUACAAGACUCAAGCGGAACUAGAGACAUCCCUGAGCGUCGCAAAAUCCAAUUUACAACUGAUGAUGUCUAAUAAUGAAAUGCUCGAGGAAGCUCUCAAACGUGAAACCCCCUGCAACGCGAAAGAUGUUGGGUGGCGGCGUUGGAGUGCGCGAGAAGCGCAGAACAUGCAACGUGUAUCAGAAGAACAUCAAAGGAGUAACGAUUAUGGUCCUUUGAAUGAGUCGGGCGCACCAUCCCACCCCGCGAACCCCCCAUCAAUUGCUGUCAAUGGUAUAGAGCCAUCUCCAACUACCCCUUCCCUAGCGACUUCAUCUACAACUUCCCAGAAUAACCAGGAGGGUCGUUUCUUCAGAUUUAGGUUCAAUAGUGGAUCAAAGUCGCGCAUUGUUCAUUCUCUUCAGCAACACUCUUCUCAUUUAACGUCACCUUCUUUGCCAACUCUUAUAUCAAGUACAAGAGAGAAAGAACUUCUGGAGCUUCAAGAGCAGCUUGAACGGGAACGCCUUGCACAUGCAAACGCGAAUGCACAGAAGGCCGCUAUCGAAGCUGAGCUAGAAUCCUUAUCACAAGCACUCUUUGAGGAGGCAAACAAGAUGGUCGCAACUGAGCGCAUUAAACGUGCUCAGACAGAGGAAGAACUACAAGAAGUGCGGUUAGAAAAGGACGCACUCAAGGAAGCAUUGAGGCUGAUUGAAGGCGAAAAUGGUCGACUUCGGGGUGUGCAGCUCUCUGCAGCAGGGGUAUCCAAUGAAACUCCACAGCCGCCAUCUUCACAUUCUCGAAGUUCUUCGCGAGACGCAAUAAAGUCUCCGCCGACAUCCCCUUCGCCCUCAUCCCCGGCUGUUGACGAUAUUAGUGUACCCUUGACACUUCUGCCAAGUACCGCUUCAUUUACGUCAGACAAUCCGGGGCAUCUUACAGAUUUCAUCCUUGAGCAAGCACCGAAAUCUCCAUUCGCACCGUCUCAUCAGAAAACGCAAUCCGUGGAGCAAGUGACCUCCGACUAUCCAGACAAUUCUCCUCCCCUGGGUUUAGGCUUCGCUAGCCCGACGUCAGCACCCUUUAUACCCGAUGAACCAUCCCCUUGGGACUGAUCUUAGUACACAUUCGGAAGGCUUGUUGAUAAUAUUCACUAUUGAUUAUUACAGCCAUAGGAAUCUCCAUUAAGUAUUCUUCCCAUCACAUGAACAGAAGGAUAUCGAAUUGUUGACGUGGCAUACUGGAUGAACUUAUCUGAAGAAAUUGCACAUACCAAGAUUUUGCGUGUCGCAUU